Molecule: messenger RNA, 1518 nt
Organism: Agrilus planipennis (emerald ash borer)
Lineage: Eukaryota; Metazoa; Arthropoda; Insecta; Coleoptera; Buprestidae
Product: p21-activated protein kinase-interacting protein 1-like
Exons: 4
Coding region: 382-1332 (316 amino acids)
Molecular function (GO): protein binding
Source: RefSeq, a predicted model, not a curated record
CUAUACUAUGGUCUCUAGUCUCCUUUUAUAUUUGUUAUUGAAUCGGCAUAUCAAUGACUAAUGCGUAAACGUCUAUGGUUAACGCCGUCACGCGUAUAACAUGCGUAUAACCUCAAACUUCAAUGCACGUCAACGGAAUGAAGAUUCAUAGUCUACAGAUUUAUGACUUAGUUAAGUGUGAAAGUUUGUCUAAUUUUUUAUUAAUAAAUGUAAGACAAACGUAACAUAAAAUAAUAAAAAUUAAAAAAAAUCCUGGGGAGGCUAACUUAUCGGACCUUUCAGAGAAAUUAUCUCUACUGUAUGAUCUGUAAUAUAAUCUGUGACUAUAAUCAACAUAGUAUUUAAAUAUUUAAGUGACUCCAUGUGACCGCUUAACCAAAAAUGACUUUCGAAAUUGUCGCUGGUACAUAUGAGCAAUUCUUAUUGGGUUAUAACUUCCAAAGCAAGUGUGGUGAAUUAAAACAAAGUUUUGCUGUAAGAAGUCACACAGGAAGUAUAAAAUGCGUUCAUACGUUGAAUCGAUUUGUAGCAUCUGGUGGAACAGAUGACAGAAUUUUUAUAUAUGACCUUAUAUCAAGAAAAGAGCAUUGUAUGCUUACUCAACAUGUUUCUUCAGUAACAUGUGUGAAAUUUACUCCUGACAGAAGUCACAUUAUUAGUGGUUCUGCUGAUGGUACAUUAGCUAUUGUCCGUGUUGGCAACUGGCAGUUAGAGAAACUCUGGGAAAAAGCUCAUAAAGGAGCUAUUGUUAAUAUAGCAAUUCAUUCCAGUGGCAAAUUAGCUCUAACCCUUGGUUCAGACCACACGUUACAAACAUGGAACCUUAUCAAAGGAAGACAAGCAUAUGUCAUUAAUCUAAGUAACAAAAGUAAAGACCCUUCAAGUUUAGAACAUAUUAUGUGGUCUCCGUGUGGCAGUAAGUUCUUACUAGGAGGAGGUUAUUAUACAGAAAUUUGGAGUAUAGAAAAAGGAGGUAUAUUAAAAAGCAUUAAGCAUUCUUUCAAAGUAAGCUGUUGCAUCUGGUACAAAAAAAAUACAUUAUUAGUAGGAUAUGAAAAUGGACAGUUGGGAAUAACUAAUAUAGAAACGAGCAAAAUAAAUGUUAUAGAAUGUCAUAGUAGUCGCUUAAAAAGUAUUGCCACAAAUUCUAGUUGUAUAAUAACUGGGUCCAGUGAUGGAGUUAUUAAAGUUUGGGAUAAGGAAUUUCAAGAAAUUGCCAAAUGUAAUACAGGGUGUCGAAUAACAUGCUUGGAUAUUGCAAUACCUCCAACUGGGAAAGAAGAUAGUCAUGAGAGUGAAAAAGUAGAAAUGAAAAGAAGAAAAAUAAAGUGAUGGAAAUGAUGAACUAUCACAUAGUUACUGCUAUAUCAAUGUAAUACUAAUUAUGUUGCACCAAAAAAAAAUGGAAGAAAAAAUGAACAAUUAUCCAAAAAUAAUUCAUAAUAAUCAACAUUGUGGUUAAGCUGAUUAAUUACUGAAAGAUUUUUUAAUACUGUAAUAAAUAAAAAAGAAACACUA